Poeciliopsis prolifica (blackstripe livebearer) is the source of this 1421-nucleotide messenger RNA. RefSeq names its product tRNA wybutosine-synthesizing protein 5-like. Gene Ontology annotation, biological process: wybutosine biosynthetic process. NCBI's taxonomy places the organism in Eukaryota, Metazoa, Chordata, Actinopteri, Cyprinodontiformes, Poeciliidae. Bases 91 to 1083 code for a protein of 330 amino acids. The transcript is spliced from 8 exons. Gene Ontology annotation, molecular function: tRNA binding; 2-oxoglutarate-dependent dioxygenase activity. The record is from RefSeq and is a predicted model, not a curated record.
CCAUGUGGGGAACAAUAACAAAGUAACACCAGCGGAAGCUGUGAUCCCGUAACUUCCGUGAAUAGAUCAUUGAGUCCUAAGUUACUUUAAAUGGAGCUCCAGGAAAGAGUAGCGGUUCCGAUUUUUACUGAAGUGGACCGGGACGUGUUUCUGAACCAGGUUUAUCCCGGGCGCUGCCCUGCGGUCCUGCGGGGCGUGGAUCUGGGCCCAUGUGUGGACAGGUGGACAGUUGAAUACCUGGCGAUGACGGGAGGUCAGAGGGAGGUGAAGGUCCACGUCUCCUCUGUACCUCAGAUGGAUUUCCUGCAUAAAAACUUCAUCUACAGGACUCUGCCGUUCGAUGAGUUCGUCAGGAGAGCAGCUGAGACCAAACACUCUGACUUCUUCCUGGCUGAGGAGGAGAGCUACUACCUCCGCUCGUUGGGGGACGAUGCCCGGAAGGAACCCGCUGACCUGAGCAGACAAUUCCCGGACCUGGCUGAGGACUUUCACACGCCGCAGUUCUUUGAGCCGGACCGGUUCUUCUCCAGUGUUUUCCGGAUCAGCUCCUGUGGUCUGCAGCUGUGGACCCACUAUGACGUGAUGGACAACCUGCUGGCUCAGGUCACAGGAAGGAAGAGGGUCGCCCUCUACAGGCCCCAGGAUGCAUUGCACCUCUACCUCAACGGUGACAAAUCAGAGGUUCUGGACAUCGAUGCUCCGGAUCUGAAACGGUUUCCUGAGUUUAUAAAAGCCACAAGAUAUGACUGCGUUCUGGAGCCUGGAGAUCUGCUUUUCAUCCCUGCGCUGUGGUUCCAUAACACCCUCGCUCUGCACUUUGGAGUCGGCGUUAACGUCUUCUGGCGCCACCUGCCUGCAGACGCGUAUGACAAGAAGGACCCGUACGGCAAUAAAGACCCGCUGGCCGCUGCUCAGGCGCUGCAGACUCUGGAGAGGGCGCUGCACGCUCUGGACGAGCUUCCGGCGGAGUACCGAGACUUCUACGGCCGGCGGAUGGUCAAACGCAUCCAGAACCGGACUUACUGCCACAAUCCAGAGUCAGAAACUACAAUACCCAGAAGUCUGUCCCAUAAACCUGGAUGAGUCUUUAAGGAUCUAUGAAGCAACAGAAACAGAGAAUAUCAGUUAUUUCUUUGUAUAAAUGUUAGUAAAAUUUCACUUCUUGGUUUAAUUUAUUAAGAAUUAACAAAUUUUUCUGGAAAGAAACAAAACCAUAAAAUCAGAUCAAAUGUGAUUCAGUUUUUGAGCAAAAUAAAGAAAAUGUUUCUGUUCUUACUGGAAACUGUGGCGUCAUCUGGAGUUGGGUCAGAACCAUCUGCUGCCAAUAUGACUGCAAGAGGAAAUAUUAAAGUUCAGCAGAUUGCAUACAAUAAAAUCCGAUGAAAACACGACAUGAAGGAGUUCCAAUCAUCAUGCAUUUU